Entamoeba dispar SAW760 is the source of this 2115-nucleotide messenger RNA. RefSeq lists its product as uncharacterized. The record is from RefSeq and is a predicted model, not a curated record. The transcript is spliced from 2 exons. Lineage: Eukaryota; Evosea; Mastigamoebida; Endamoebidae. The coding region runs from base 1 to 2115 and encodes 704 amino acids.
AUGAUAGGAUAUAACUUUAUACAUGAUAUUCAAGACAUUAUUAAAAAUGAUAUACCUGUGCAUUUUGUUAAUUUUGAGUAUUAUGCACGUACAAUGAAAAUAACAUAUCCAAUUGAGUUAGGAAUUUGUACAUAUAAAAUGAGUGAAUUUAAAUUGUUAGGAGAAUUUCACCAACUAAUAUACUGUGAUAUUAAUGAGUUUGUUGAUAAGAAAAAAAUAAAGAACCAUCAUGGAUUAGAUACUACAAGUUCAUUUUUAAGAAAUGAUUAUAAAAAUAUUGUAAAUGAAUUAACAAAAUAUUUAAAAUCUUUUAAUGAUAAAAUUUGUUGUAUUGUAAAAAGAAAAGAAACUAGAAACCCAAGUUAUGAAUGUUUUGUUAAACUUUUUCAAUUAGCAAAUGAACAAUUUAAAAAUUUUGAAUUUAUUAAAGAAAGUGAAUUUCUUUAUUUAUUAUGUUCUUUUUAUAAUAAAUCAAUAGAAAGUCCGUACUCAUUAUUGAUGUCAGUUUCUACUAGAAUUGGGUCUAUAGAAAAAUGUCAAAUUCAUAAAGAAAUAAUGUCAAAAGGAUGUGCUCUUGAUUCAGUUAAAUUAAGUGCAAAUUCAAUUUUUGUCAUUAUGAAAAAUAUGAAAAUUCCAUUUAAAGAAAUAGACCAAUUACCUAUUUUAUUAUUUGUUAAUAAAAAUUAUGAAAAAGAACAAUUUGUAUCAUCUCCUCAUUACUCAAAAUCAAAAGAAGAAAUUAUCAAAGAAAGAGCAGAAAGAAAAGAACAAAAAAAAUUAAAACAAGAAUCCAAGAUAAUAAAAAAGGAAGAACAUUAUGAACAACAAUUUAUUAAAGAAAAAAAAGAUUUUAUAAUUAAAGCUAAUGAAAAACAAAUUGAAAAUGAAGAAAAUGAAUUUAAACAAAAUAAAUUUAAAUUAAUUGCCCUUAACCUUUUUAAAGAAAUAAACAUUUUUGAAUUUCCUAUUCAUUUCUUUGAUUUUGAAUUUUCUUCUUCAAAGACAGAUGGUGUUAUUCCACUUGAAUUAGGUAUUUCAACUUAUUAUUUAAAUGAAAGUAAAGAAAUUAAUUUUUAUCAUACAUUAAUUAAACCAAGUCAUUAUAAUAGUUCAUUUGAAAGAGCUGUUGGAGUUCAUGGAAUUGAUUUACAUAUGAACUAUACUCAAAGUUAUUCUGAAAUAAUAAAUGGAUUAACAAAUUAUUUAAACUCAUUUAAAGGAAAGAAGUUAUUAGUUUUAAAAGAUGAAACUAUUGGAGGAGAUGUUUUAUGUUUUAAUAAUUUAUUUGGAUAUAUACAACAAUCAAUUCCAAAUGAUUAUAUAUUUACAACACAUCAUUUCUUAUUAGAGUAUAUAGCAACUAUGAAAGGAUUUGAUAAUAAUAAAGCUAAAGAAUAUGGAAUUCUUAUGAAUGAUGUUUAUAAACAAUUAAAAAUUUCUAAUAGAUGUCCAUAUCAUCAGUUAUUAGCUGACAGAUAUCAUUGUGGUUUACAAGAUGCUAGGCACACAGCAUUAGCAACAUUAUUAAUAUUAAGAGAUAUUGGUUAUAAAAUAAAAAAUAAUGAUAAAUUACCAUUUUGUGUGAUUCAUAAAAACACAGACUUCUCUUUUAAUAAAAACAGAUUUGUUUUUGUUGAUACAAGUGCAACUGAUGAUAGAAAAAUUAUUGAACUUUGUCUUUCUUCAAUUAAAAUAAAUAAUCAAAAUGAAUUGAUUGUUGAUAAACAAUAUUUUACUCAUUUUAACUUCUCAAAUAAAAUUCAAACAAAAGAAGAAGAGCCUAAAGAAAUAAUUAAUACUCUCAACUCAUUUUUAUCUCAAGACCCUCAAACAGUAAUUGUUCCAAUUAGUUUUAAUUCUCCUAAAAUCAUUGAAUUUCUUAGUUAUAGGCAAUUCCCUCUUUUGGCAUUUACAGAUUUUAUGUCUUUAUUUGUAAAACAUUUUAAUCCAAAAAAGAAAUCUACUGGUUUAUUAUCUAAAGCAAAAAAACAAUGUUCAAAAUAUUUACAUGUUCUUCAAUGCCCUUCUCAUCCAAAAGAAUUGGAUAAUUGUUGUUUUGUAACAUCAACAAAUAUAUUAUUUUCUUUACAAUAUUUAACAACACAUUUGAAUUAA